This is a messenger RNA of Folsomia candida, 1033 nucleotides long. RefSeq lists its product as uncharacterized. The record is from RefSeq and is a predicted model, not a curated record. The transcript has 3 exons. Gene Ontology annotation, molecular function: hydrolase activity. The coding region runs from base 62 to 880 and encodes 272 amino acids. Lineage: Eukaryota; Metazoa; Arthropoda; Collembola; Entomobryomorpha; Isotomidae.
CUGCAAAUCCAAUUUUAUAGCAGUCUAAUUUCAAACCCCACUCUCUUGAAGCUGCUUCACCAUGGGUCUCCAAAAUAUUAUAUUGCCGUCGUUUUUACUCUGUGUAACACUCUUCAUUUUCGUCAACUGCCAUAAUCCUGCUUACCAAACAGGUCGACAAGAACAAUGUCCAAUUUUAAAGCAAGAAAUCGAUUAUACUCAUAAGGGUCGAGUGUACCAACUGGGAAACUUAUCAAUUUACGAAACCCCGGAUAUGACACCCCGACGACUGCUAAUUGCAGUUUAUGACAUUUUUGGAGAUACAGCAAACACUCGAUUGUUUGCCGACUUGAUGGCUGAAACUUACGGUUUUCGAAUUGUAGUGCCAGACUUUUAUCGAGGCGAACCAUGGGACCACACCCUCUGGCCUCCAAUCCCUGAAGAUUAUGCAGCUUGGCAAGAAAGGGUGGCAAAUUGGGACACAAUUGUCCAGUAUGAUGUUCAAAACAUUCUAGGAUUUUAUAAUUCAACCUUUGGUAUUGACCAAGUUGGGAUAUUUGGAUUUUGUUGGGGAGGUAAAAUUUCGACACUUGCGGCAAGUCAAUUGCCAAUAAAAGCGGCAGGUUUGGUUCAUCCGUCGUCGGUAACUAACGAAAUGGCUCAAGACGUUCAAGCUCCCAUGUACUUGUUCCCAUGUUUGGACGAUCCUGACAUGACUCCGUUCUAUGAUGUACUGAAGAUGAAAUUUGGAGAUAAUUCUGGGCAUCGGCGGUACACGGACAUGUGUCACGGAUUUGCCACCUCAAUGGGAAAUUUUAGUAACCCCUUAGUUUUCCAACGUGUUGAACAAACAAUUGAUAUAUUGGGAAAUUUCUUUGUAAGAAACCUUCAAAACCAAUGAGGCAUGCACCGGAAUCUACUAUUUAGGUUAUUCCAAACAGCUUUAACAAAUUAUAUAUGAACAAUUAAAAUUAUAAUUUUUACGAAAUAAAUAAAUCCAUGUAAUAUUUAAUUAAAAAUAAAAUGGAAAUUUUUUGUAUUUUCAAUAAAGUGA